Molecule: messenger RNA, 1944 nt
Organism: Caenorhabditis auriculariae
Lineage: Eukaryota; Metazoa; Nematoda; Chromadorea; Rhabditida; Rhabditidae
Source: the annotation of a GenBank genome assembly
AUGCGGAACGUUUGGUGGGACCUCGCCGUCGGCGGCGUGGACGAAAACAUCGAAGGAAAUGGCGGAGAGAUUUGUAUGCAUGUCAGUUUUGUUUUUAUUCAAUUAUUCAACUAGGUGAAAAAGCCGAAAAUUUCUGAAAACUUUGAAGCUUUUUUUUUAGUUAUGGUUCUAUGAAAAAUCCUGUUUCAGUCUGUUACUAUUCAAUAGGCUUACUGAGCUUAUAGAUCGAUCUAACUGUCUUGAAUUCAAAAAAAUUAUUAAUUUUUUUAUCAAAUUCUUUGCUUUUUUUUCUUCAGCCUGAAGAAAAAAAGUAUGAAAAAAUUAGGAAUCCCUCACGAUAAGUCCGUCAUAAAUUUCAUGACGUCCAAUCAGGCGAUUUACUUGAGUUGAUAAUGAGUUAUCAAAUAGAACCAAGAGGACAAAGUUCGCUCCCAUAAAAGGGCUGAAAUGUCAUUUUGAAACUGCUUUUUGAUUUUUAGAGUCCUCGGUUUUUGAAAUCAAGUUUAUUAGGAGCCCAGAGCGAAAAAUCAUAGUUUUUUUCGGAAAAUUAGCUUUCGAUAAUCUUUUUUUCUGAAGUUUCAAAACGAUGGCCGAGCGAAUCUUACUUCAAAAAAAUUGAUAACUGACGUAAUUUUUAAUGUUUUAGAGAGAAAUUUUUUUCCCCCUGCGUUAUCUCGAAAAAGGUCAAUUUGAUAUUCAUAUUACGGUAGUUCUCCUAGAAAAAAGAAAUGCAGAAACGAAGAAAUUGAAUAAAUUUAGUUUUAUUGGGUGCAAUUGCGUGACGAUUCGACGUUUCCAAUAGCCAAUUUUUGAUUGCGCUUCUUUAUAAUGCAUAUUUUGAAACGACCACCGCCUUCAAAUUUGUUUCUUGACAGGAAUUUUGAACUUAAUGCAGCCUCGUUUUUCUACUACAAAGAAACAAUGAGCACUCGGACAUAGGUAGCGCGGAGCGGACGUGCUCCGGACGUUUCUGGGCAAAUCUGGGGAUAACUUAAGAGCGCUGAGGCUACUAAAGUAGCCACUAGAAAUGCGCCAAUACGUCCGAUUCGCGUCCCGUUCGCGUUACCAAGGUCCGAGCAAAUGAAGAUUCGAGGCUUAUGCGGCAAAAAAUGUCGAUAGAGCGCAAAUGAAUUAAUAUGCGCAAGAGUUGCCGUGUACUCAACGCAUUAAUCAACGCCGUCAUUUUUGACCUUUUUUUUUUCUUUUUUCUUAUACUAAAAUUGGUUGAACACUUCCAAAGAGUCGGUGACGUUUGCCUUUCAGUAGAGUUUUAUGGUCUUCAAGUUUAAAGUUCAACAGCUUAGCAGAGAAAUAGAAGGAUUUUGGCGUCAUUCUCCACAAAACAGAAGAAGCAGUUUUUUUGGCUGAUCUAAAUUAAGAUUUCCUAAAAUCCUUUUCUGAAAUGUUGAGUCAGAUUAUCAAUUGGAUACCUUCUGAAAAUCCCUCAAUGGAAGUAUUUUAUCUGAACUUAAAAUCAUUAAAAUUUUAAAAAAUGUCUUCAGUAUAUUCCGGGAUGGCAGCGCUUCCUCGAAACGAUCGUUUUUGUGCCGCUGUCGCUGUGGACCGCUUUUGGCGCUUUCCCUCUGGAUUGCAAAUAUUCUCUACCGCCUCGACCCACCUCCCGAUAUACAGUUCUGACUAUCUACAGCUUGAUUUUUGGCGCCGAACUUGCCUACAAAAUGAUCUCAAAGUGAGGCUUUUUCUCAUAGUCCGAGUAUCAAAUAUUUAUCAUCGAAAAAUAAUAGAUUUUCAUUUUUUUUCGAUUAUCAGAAGUUUUCUGUUUUGAAUUAUCUUUAUUACAAAACGUACGAGGAUAUAUAUAAUAACAUUUUUUCUUUAAAGAUCACUUUUCUUUCCAGAACUGGCAUUUUCCUGCUUAAUCCGUGUCACGUAACCACAACUAUGCAGCUGAUUUUACUCACCAUGGACGCCAAUGACAAGUGA